Messenger RNA from Boleophthalmus pectinirostris (great blue-spotted mudskipper), 2044 nucleotides. RefSeq lists its product as uncharacterized. The transcript has 8 exons. The record is from RefSeq and is a predicted model, not a curated record. Bases 583 to 1512 code for a protein of 309 amino acids. Gene Ontology annotation, molecular function: protein binding. Lineage: Eukaryota; Metazoa; Chordata; Actinopteri; Gobiiformes; Gobiidae.
UUGAAUUAACUUUUUAACAUAAAUUUGAGAGUCCCAGUCUUGACGUUCUUCUGAAGCACUCCAUGUUGUGUCACUAUCAAGGUUGCACUUGUCCAUUGCCCUGUCUCUAUCCUGAGUAUAUGUGUGAUAGGUAGUUAGCCAAGCAAUCUAGUAGUUUUCAUCAUUGUGGUAUGCAUUCUUAUUUGGGCAUGUACUACUAUUCUCAUAUUUCUUUAUUAAGAUGUUUUCAACAGCUUUAGUGUAAUAAGUAUAUGUACUACCUCUGAGAGGUAGUGUGGUUUCUUUUUCAUCACAGUGUUUAACAUGUGACUUUUUUCAGGUAAAAGUUCUGACAAUGUUGAUAUAUGGCAUGUUUGAUAUAUUGGUAGCAUAAUGAUUAGGGCAUAGAUCUUUACCUAGCCUUGUGUUGCUUACAUGUGUGUAUGCACGUUUGUGCUUGUAGUAAUGCAAGAGAUUUAAGCUCAAAUCCUGGAAUUAUCAGUGAAAGUAUUGUUUCUAUGUUUCAGAUUCAGGCUAGAGUUCUAAAGGACUUAAAUUGAUAAAUAGUGAAUUUCCCCUUUUAAUCUGUUUUCUACAGGUAAAAUGGCGAGAAGGAGGGUAACCCCUCAGAGUGUAGCAGAGCAACAUGUCAUCAGUGGCACAGACCAGACUGCCAUGUUGGAUGUUAAAUACAUAAACCCCACUAAAGGCAGGGGUGUAUUUGCCCUGUCGCCUUUUCAAAAAAGGGAUUUUGUGGUCGAAUAUAGAGGACAACUUAUUGACCUUGAGGAAUCAGAGAGGGGGAGGAGGAUAUAUAAUGCAAAAUGCUUGGGCUUCAUGUUCGACUUCAUGUGGCAUGGAAAGAAAUGGUGCAUUGAUGCUGCGAUGGAAGACGGCUCAUUGGGAAGGCUGGUCAACGAUGAUCAUGUCCAUCCUAACUGUAGGAUGAAAAGGAUAUUAGUUGGUAGAAAGCCACACCUCUGCCUGUUCGCUGUUAGAGACAUACACAGUGGAGAGGAGAUUACUUAUGACUACGGAGAUGACAAUUGGCCAUGGAGAGAAAAGGCUGAUGGAGACUCUCCUGACGAAGCUGUGGAGAACCCAGUGAUGCAACAGGAAGAGGUUUCACCCCCCAGCUUGCAGGCUGAUGGAGACUCUCCUAACGAAGCUGUGGAGAACCCAGUGAUGCAACAGGAAGAGGUCUCACCCCCCAGCUUGCAGAGUGGCAGUGGAGACUCCUUUGUCAAGGAUUUAGAGAAUAGUUCCUUUGUAUGCAGCUCCAGCAUGGUGUUGCAACACAAAAAGGUUUUUGAAAAAGCCAAGUCCACCUUGGUAACCUACUCAGACUCCAGCGAAUCAGCCAUCAGUUCCAGCACUAAAGAAGAUGUUCCCCCAUCCACCAUGCAGAGCAAAGAGAAGAUUCCUUUUGGGCUUGAUCUUUCUGACUCCAGUAUGAAACAUGGAGAGGAUGAUGCUCGACAAAUGAUUGUGCCAAGGCUUAGGAGGACCAAAAGCAUCUUUUGUGAAGUUUGAAACAGACAUCUUCUGGUUGGUGGGCGACCACUCAACCUACUGCACCGCUGCCUCCACCCUUCUAAAGUUCCUCUGCUCAUUCGUUUCCAUUGACAUAUAGUGACGUGUGUGUGAGGGGACAGUGGGUACUCACUAGGCGCCGCUGAGGUGGCUCAUGGUGAGGAAGGGGUGCUCGAGCACUUCCUUGGGGCUGAUCCUCGUCUCUGGGUUGAGGUCCAGCAUACGUAUGAGCAGGUUGACAAAGACGGCCCGGUCGUGCUUCUCUGUGGGGGUACAGGAGGCCAGAGGGCCCCGGGGGUCUCUCUGAAACACACACACACACAAAGGGUCACAUCUGCACCUGUGGCUCUACUUUACAAUGUUACAAUCACAAGUGUGACAUCAACUGCCCCAACCAUAUGUGAGCUGAAUCUAUCAACACAACUGUGGCUGGAGGUGGGGAUGUACCUUGCUCAGGAGCACUACAACACUAGUGUGAAGCAGCAGCACUUGAGUCGGUGGCCAACACCUCUUUUGUUUUUCAAAACCCUAA